UCAUAAUUAAAAAUGUCUUGUAAAAAUUUGCUAUUUAGAAAGUCUCUUCAUAUUUUUCGAAUGAAUAUCUUGAUAUUUAAUCGAUACACGAUACAAUCUGCUUCGAUGUGAUUCUACUUGCUGCAAGAUUGCUGUAUACUCGCGCAUUUCAAAAAUAUAAUGUAUAUUUUCCGGCUGUCAAUCAAAAAUACAUUCAUAACGAGGCUAAAUUUUAACGUUCGUUUUUUUAAAAUGAUGAAUCAUUAGCCUCCCUACCUUUCUUCCGUUUUGCCUCCCUCCACUCAUUCAAAUAGUAACCACUACCAUGAAUACGUUUACUUUUAAAGACAGUACUUGCUGUCUUUCCGAGACAGAAGCAAGCAGGUGUGCGUAAUGUUUGAUGGAGGCAAUUUAUUAAUUCGCUUAUCGACGAUCGUCUACUUAAAAAAACGUCUGUAUACUCUUCCGAUAGGCAUCUCGAAUACGUGUUAAGGUAAUAGAAUAUGUAGAUUUGUGCGCGACGAAAGAAGAUAACGCGCCCACGCGGAAAACGUUUUCGUUCAAAUACGACAAAAGUGAGACCAUCGUAAAUGUCACCUCUAUAAACGCGCUGUAUUUUCUGAAACGCGAGUGCACACGAUUCGCGGGAAAAGACGUUUUACCCUAUAAUCGCCGCAAAAUAUCAAGUUUACGGGAUAUAAAGGACGACAGAGCAUGGGGCUGUGCUGCUCGGAGAGAGACGAGGCUCGCUCGUUGCAACCGGGACACGAAAAUGGAAUUAUGAAAGAUUCUAUUCGAAGUGAUAUAGAAAAAUUCGGACUUUAUCAGACGGUCAUGUUGGUAUUUAUAUGCAUACCAUUAAUUUUACCGGGAAUGUUCACGCUUUCUUACGUAUUUACUGCAAGCGAAAUUAAAUACAGAUGUUUAGUGCCGGAAUGCGAGAAUCCGGAAAACACGACGUUCGAGCCACCGUGGAUCAACAUUUCCGCGCCGAAAAUCAACGGAAAGAUCUCCGAAUGUACACGUUACGCGGUGCGGGACAAUCACUUUGGCACAUGCUCGAAGACAUCGUUCACCAACGUGACUCGCGAAUGCGGUUCUUGGGUUUACGAUCCGUACGAGCAUACGAUACUCGAUGAGUGGGAUUUGACCUGCGAUGAUAAUCGAUGGAAACUCACGCUAGUAGGCACGAUACAGAGCGUCGGGCAGUUCAUCGGUUUGAUAUUCGCUGGAUAUAUAUCUGACAGGUAUGGGAGGCGAACCUUUUUGACGCUGACAACGUCUCUGGCCGGAGUCAGCGGCCUGAUACAUUCCUUCUCCGUGAAUUAUUGGAUGUUUCUCGCAUUCGAGUUCCUCGACGCCAUCAUGGCGUCCGGAAUUUACAGCGCGGGAUUUAUUUUAGGAGUAGAGAUGAUAGAAGUAAAGAACAGAGUUUUCGCGAGCAGCGUCAUAUGCUGCAUGUUCACUACAGGCGAGAUAUUGUUGGGAUUGAUCGCGAGCUGGCUAAGAUCCUGGCGGAUGCUUCUUAGGGUGGUGUACGCGCCGGGACUAUUGACCAUUUUCUUGCCCCUGCUCAUUCCAGAAUCGGUCAGAUGGCUGUUGUCGAAGGGUAAAACUGACAAAGUGGAGAAAAUAUAUCGCAAAAUGGCGCGAAUGAAUAACCUGCCAGAAACGGAAGAGGCUAUCAAUAUAUUCAAGGAAUUAAAUGUUGCUACAAACGAAACGAAAAGCGAGCUAUCGACGCUGGACAAAAAGAAACCGAUCGUGCAGGUUUUCCAUAGCCCGGUGAUACUCAUUCGUUUGUUCAUCUGGUCGUUCUGCUGGAUUACAAACACCUUCGUUUUUUAUGGAUUGUCGUUGAAUUCCGUGGCAUUCGCCGGAGAUAAGUACAUCAAUUUCAUACUCGUCGUCGUGGUCGAGAUACCGGCUUUCGGUCUCGCCUGGCUGCUGACCGAUCGCAUUGGCCGUAAACCAACCCUCUCCAGCACGUUCCUGCUGAGCGGACUAUUCUGCCUCGCUAUCCAGUUCAUUCCGAAAGGUACCUGGAGUUACGCGCCUUUACUUUUGUACAUGGCCGGGAAAUUGUGCAUCACCAUAGCGUUCGCCACCACCUACAUCUACACCGCCGAGUUGUUCCCGACGACGCUCAGGCAUUCCUUGCUAGGGUUUUGCAGCAUGGUGGGUCGCAUUGGCUCAAUCCUGGCACCGCAGACGCCUCUUCUGGCGCAAAUAAUGCCCUCGCUGCCGGUCAUCCUAUUUGGGUCCAUGGGCAUGAUCGCGGGCAUGCUGUCUCUAAUCUUCCCGGAAACUUUGGGGACGAAACUUCCGGACACCAUAUGGGAAGCGGAAAACAUCGGUAGACUCAAGUCAAACGAGACGCGCAAAAUUCCGGAUCUUAAGAAGGACACAAAGACUCGUCAAGUCUGAGAGAGAGAAAGAGAGAGAGAGAGAGAGAUAGCAAUCAUUUUUAAAACUUUAUCGGCAACACGUUCCUUUCGGACACCCCAGAUAUCGAUAAGGGAUCUUUACAAGAUCUACGAUGUCUAAAAAAAUAUGUAAAAAAAGGAUAUAAUUUUUAUUACAGGCACCGAGAUUUGGCACCGAGAGAGUCUGCCACGCUGCAGAUUUUAUCUGUCGGCGAUUUGAAUAAGCGCGAUGUAUUUUUCUAGGCCACGUGACUGUUUACCUUCCGCGAAACCAUCCACCGUCCCGUCAUUCGUCUUAGUUCCCGCGCACGGAGGAAGGAUUAUAAUAUCUUCCGACGUAAAAUCUUCACGUGCGUGCAAUUCACAAGGCGUGUGCUGGUGGAAAUAAAUCGCGCGGAUCUCGUAUUUGUACAAUAUUCGUACAUCACGUUUUCUCGUCUCUUCGUUACGCGCAUUCUUGGAGCAUUUGCAUACUACUCUUCAUUAAUUUGUUCCUAGGCUUCUUCACGUUGUAAGAGAAACGAUAGAAUUGUAGCCAAUAUCAGCGGCAAUUGAUGUUGAUUUAUUGACCUAAUUAUCGAUUGUCCUAUAUUGAAAAAAAAAAAUUGAUUGCAUUAAUUAGAAAUCUGGUAGAUUUAAUCAGUGUCUAUUGGAAAAUGGACGAAUCAGAAUUUCUUUAGGAAUUAACAGAUGAGUAUGAUUAAUUUUUUCCUGUUAAAUUUAUCAGAUUUUCUUGGUAAUAAUACUAAACUUACAACAAAAAUGGCAUCUGUGUCCAUGUUUAGUUAAUACAAUAAGAGUUUUAUAGAUUCAACCAGGAAAUACUAACUAAAUCUUUGUGAUAAAGUCUAUUAAACGUUAGAAGAAAUCGAGUCUUAUCGUGAUAACUAGAAAUUCUGCUGGUUUAAUCAAAAUGCCUUCUAUCAGAUAUGUCUUGUUCAUACAAUUAAACGAUUUUUCUCAGAGUAUCGUUCUUGAGAAAGUAAAAAAAUGCACUGAGAAAAAAAUCUGGUUGCAUUAAUUAGAAAUCUGAUAGAUUCAACCAGUGUCUGUUGGAAAAUGGUCGAAUCAGAAUUUCUUUACGAAUUACCAGAUGAGUAUGAUUAAUUUUUUCCUGUUAAAUUUAUCAGAAUUUCUUGGUAAUAAUAUUAAACUUACAACAAAAAUGGCAUCUGUGUUCAUGUUUAGUUAAUACAACAAGAAGUUUUAUAGAUUUAAUCAGAAAAUACUAAUCAAAUCCUUGUAGUAAAGUCUAUUAAACGUUCUAGUUAGAAGAAAUCGAGUCUUAUCGUGAUAACUAGAAAUUCUGCUGAUUUAAUCAAAAUGCCUUCUAUCAGAUAUGUCUUGUUGAUAUCAAUUAAACAAUUUUUCUCAGUGUAAGAAGGCCUAGGAACGAAUUAAUGAAGAGUGUACAUCCGUAUUAAUACACUAUUUUUAAAAGUAAAUACGCAUUGCGUUUUGCUCUAGCCUAUUAUUUCGCAGAGACGUGACACCUAAGAUGAAUGCAGUGAAAAUGUGAAGAAAGAGAUGUUGCAUAUUUGUUUCCUCAAAUUUGUCUACGCAGCAAUAAUUUGCUCGUCCAUGAAUUGUCAAGUAGUCAUGCACCUGUCAAGAAAGAGAAUAUUUGCGUUGUACCGGUAUUAUGUAAUGUUGUCACGCGAUUGUUCAGUAUACGACACAAGCGUUUAUUUAUUACCUUCAAUUCUCUAUUUAUCUUAUAAUUUAACAGCGUAAUUUAUUUUUAUUAUUGUAACUUAAUUAUUCUGAAAGACAUUAAUAUAUAUAUAUUAUGUACGUAUUUCGAUUGUGCAUAUAUUCGCGAUGCAUUCAAGAAACUAAAGUAUUUCAAGUAUUAUUAAUUAGAGGUAGCACGAUAAUUGGAGUUUUCAAUUUCUUUUCUCGAUACAGUAUUUUUUAUUUAACGCAAACAUGUACGAAAUGAUAGAUCGUUAUUGUAUGAUAUUGAAAAUAGUGUUGGAGAACAAUAAAUUGUACGAAAUAAAUUAUUCAAACAAA
Molecule: messenger RNA, 4421 nt
Organism: Camponotus floridanus (Florida carpenter ant)
Lineage: Eukaryota; Metazoa; Arthropoda; Insecta; Hymenoptera; Formicidae
Product: solute carrier family 22 member 5
Exons: 12
Coding region: 694-2406 (570 amino acids)
Biological process (GO): transmembrane transport
Cellular component (GO): membrane
Molecular function (GO): transmembrane transporter activity
Source: RefSeq, a predicted model, not a curated record